Mirounga angustirostris (Northern elephant seal) is the source of this 1960-nucleotide messenger RNA. RefSeq lists its product as uncharacterized. Gene Ontology annotation, molecular function: ubiquitin protein ligase activity. NCBI's taxonomy places the organism in Eukaryota, Metazoa, Chordata, Mammalia, Carnivora, Phocidae. Gene Ontology annotation, cellular component: endoplasmic reticulum membrane. Gene Ontology annotation, biological process: protein K29-linked ubiquitination; protein localization to mitochondrion; protein K63-linked ubiquitination. The record is from RefSeq and is a predicted model, not a curated record. The annotation marks the transcript as partial. The transcript has a single exon.
CAGUCCCCGGCAGGGGUGGGAAGGCGGGGGGCGGGGCAGCCAUUGUCCCCGCCCCUGGGAGGGGCUUUCAGGGUUCCGAGGGGAAUUCCUGUAGGAGGAGUCAGGCUGGCUGGCCUACCCACAAAGCUGCUACCUGGAGUCCGUCCCUCCGUCCGUCGGUUGCGAGCACAGCGGAGGGCUGUGGCCACAUCUGGGCCCGGGCAGAUCCGGUGGAGACGGCACCCGUGGGCCCAAGACCCGCCCGGAGCCGGCAGAAGCACUGGGGCCCAAGCGACCGUGACUUUCCAGGGUGGGGCAAGAAGCUGGGCUCUGGGACCAGGCUGCGGCUGCUUCGAGGUCAGUGCCAGACCCUGCCCGAGCCCAGAGGGCCACACUGACCUUCACAGCCACGACCACCCGGUCGCCACCCUGGGGACCCCGCCCACCCAUCCGGACUCCUGCCCCAGGGCCCCCACUCAUGGCCCCUGUGACCGCAGCUCUGGACGCACCGGUCUGCCUUCAGCCUCUCUGGGCCCGGAGUGCCUAGCCCCCCCGCUCCAAGUGCUGGCAGAGGAAGACUUGGACAGUAAGGUUCUUAGGAACGGCCAGGGUGCUGGGGCUCUAGACAGUGAGCCCCUGCUGGGGGCCACGGCCACAGCCUGCCCCUGGGCUGAGCAAGCAAGGGAGGAUGGGGCUGGGGAGCAGGCAGGGGAGUGGGGGGAGGAGGAGUGCCCCAUCUGCACAGAGCCCUACGGGCCUAGUGAGCACCGCCUGGUCCUGCUGAACUGUGGCCACGGCCUGUGCAUGGGCUGCCUGCACCAGCUGCUGGGCACAGCCCCCAGCGCCGGCCUGGGCCAGGUGUGCUGCCCACUGUGCCGUCAGAAGACACCCAUGCUUGAGUGGGAGAUCUGCCGGCUGCAGGAGGAACUGCUGCAGGCAGAUGGGCCGCAGGGCCCACGGCCCCCGACCCCCCCUGCUCCUCCCCGCCGGGGCCCUGGGCCCUGGGCCUCCCUAGAGCACCGCUACCAGCUACGCUUCCUGGCGGGGCCCGUGGGCAGCCAGGGCUGCCUGCCCUUCCUACCCUGCCCGCCCUGCCUGGGUGCCCGGCUCUGGGCCUUGCGGGAGCGAGGGCCCUGCACCCGCCGCCUAGCACUGCUGGGCCUGCUGGCCCUUGAGCUCCUGGGCCUGUUGCUCAUCUUCGCACCACUCAUGCUGCUGGGGCUGCUCUUCGUGCUGCUGGAUCGCUCUGGUCACUGAGCAGGGCCUAUCACACCUGCCACUGGCACCACCAGGGCCUCGGAUAGUCCUGGCCACCGACGGACCGGGAGCCCCCGGCUGGCCCUGAGGCCUGACGACCAAACUGAAAAGCCCGAGAUGGAGCCCGGCACUAGCCUUCAAUCCAGACCCGGGUCUGGGGCCAGGCCUACCCAGGAGCCAGAGACUUCAAACCACCCUGCCGCCCGACGCUAACUGCUGGUGCCCGUGGGCAGUGCUGGAGGAGGCCUGUGGCCUGUCCUCACCCCCCUCUCCCUGACCCACCCAGCCUGUCUGCAAGAGGGACACAGCAGCUGCAAAAGUGAACCCAGAAGGCUGGUACUGAGCUGACUCCUUGGGGAGGGUGGGGCCCUGGGCAGGGGCUGCAGGGUCCCCACCAUGUCAUGUUCCACAGGAGGGCCAGUGUGUCUUCCCUGAAGGUCAGGGCAGCGGAGGGGAGGGGCCCUUGCUGUGCCAGCUCAGGCCACAGACAGCUUCCUCACUCACUGGGUCAGGACCCAAGGGGGUGGCCCGAGUGGCCAGGUGUCCAGCACAUGUCCCCGAACGACUAGGCCUUGGGGCUGGACAGCACGGACCCGAGGCCCCUGAGUGCCCUGUAACCGCUCGUCAUUGAGCCUGGGACCUUUAUCUAAAGGACAGACACAAUCAGCAUGACCUCACGGGUUUGUGGGUGACGUGCUGAACAAGAAAUGGCUCUCAAUACACA